AUGAGCUUCGACAUUGAACUUCUACCGGACGGUGUCACUCACUUCGUCUGCACAAAUUCUCCAGUUAUAAUCACUCAAACACUUUUAUCCAAUUGCGAAAACUUCUUCGUUCCUCAUUUCUCUAACCUCGUUGACACUCAAGUUGAGACUUAUCAAGGAUUGUUGAAACUUUCCGAAUCGCAUUUGAAUACCUUGACUUCUCGUAAAAUUGAAGCUCCACAUAAGUUAAGUCUGGAUUCCCUUGCUCAUGACAUUCAGGAAUCUGUACUGGCCACUAGAGAUCUUAUUAGUUUGGUUAAAAAUAAGAUCUAUGAACAUCGUUCUUCAAGAGUUGGAUCUUCCAUUAUUGAAUGUUUUGAUAUCGAAUCGUUUGAAUUAGAAUCCGAGAUUCUACAUUCGAAGCUUGCGCCAUAUAGGCCCACAUCUUUUUAUCCUGUAGCAUCAGAGCUAAGGCUUACCAAAUUUCACAGUCCCGAAAUUCUCAAUGUCGAAAACCAAAUAAUCAAAGAGUUGAUAGAAUAUUCUGACAACAGUUUUAAGGUUGUAAAAGGGUUAAAAGGCUUGCAAUUAUUGAUUUUUAAUUCCUUGGAUAGAACGGUUAAUUCCGUAGCUUUUGCGCUCGAAAAUAUAUUAAGUGUUAAAGAGAAAAAUUUGAGCUUGCAACAAUAUCAGCGACUAAGGGAGAUGAUUGUUGGUGCAAGAAGAUUAGGAAGUGGGAAGAGAUCUUCGCGGCUUGAGCUCGAACGGCACGUUCAUUCUCGUGAUUUUGAUGAUCUAAGUGUGAUGGAGUUAGAUAAGUUUGAUGAAACGAAGUUGAGUUCCAGACAAUAUAAACAAGUUAGAGAUAUACACAAGAUGUUACUCCGGGUAACAGGUGAUGAUCUAAAGGAAUUGUUCUCGGAAGCCCAUACCGCGCUAGAAGGUCUACGAUACAUUCGAAAAUCUCAAUCAAUCAUCUCAAGCUUAUUCUCAACACAUCGAAAACUUUGCGACUACGAUUAUCAUGAAUCAAAUGACAACCUUCAAAAUUUGGAUUUCUUUUUAACCAUCUGGUCAUUCUUCGGUAAUAAGGGUAAAGAAAAUGAUAGCAACGAAGGUACAAAAAUAUUAGACAGAACCCUGAAAUUAUUUAUGAUAAUUGAGGAGAAACAGGAUGCAGUCGGCAUUUAUAUCUCUAACAUUAUUGAUCAUGUGAAAGGUGUUCAAAGGAAAUUGAAAAAAUUACAAAAGGAAUUUGUGAAUCCUGAUCACGUAGAAAAUACGGAAUUGAAUGCGGUUACAACGAUAUCAAGGGAGUCCGAGUUGAAAGCACAUCUGGUUCAUAUGAAAAAACGGCUGUUAGAAUUGAAUCAAGUGCGUAUUGAUUUGCGGUAA
Molecule: messenger RNA, 1374 nt
Organism: Acaulospora colombiana
Lineage: Eukaryota; Fungi; Glomeromycota; Glomeromycetes; Diversisporales; Acaulosporaceae
Source: the annotation of a GenBank genome assembly